UAGAAAUACAAGUGCAACAACAACAACUAAAACAACAACAACAAAAACAUAAACAGUAUUUAUUUUAAUCAAAUUAAGAUAUGUGGGGCUCACGUGCCUCAGUUAACUCUCUUCUAGAGAGCCGCCGUCCACUGCGCCACAUAGCACUGACCACGACAGGACUUGACCAUGAGAUGACCCUGCUGCAGGACAACCCUGACCACCGGGUAGAAUUUGAAAUAAAGUACCUGGGCGAUAUCCCAGGAGUGCCGGGGCACACAGACACAACCAACAGAACAGAGGUCUUAAAGAUUAUAGACAGGGGAAAGAAGCAGGGACUUGUACCUCUACAGUUGAGCACAGAUCAGGACGCUGUGCUGCACCUAGGUACAGAGUCCAUCAAGAUCACCAGGCGCGAUGGUGCAGAGGAUGAGCUACAACACUACAAGCUGCAUGACAUUGCUCAGGUGUGCUAUGUGGACGAGGAUGGGCAGCAUAUACUGGCAGUCACACAUGGCACCCCAGAAAUUGUCAACAUGACAGUGCUUCUCUGUGAUAGUCAGGAGCAAGCAGAGGGUGUCCACUGUCUGUGGGGCUACUGCUUCCAGCUGGUCUAUGAGGACGCAAUGAUCAAACUCAUAGAGGAUACCAUUGACGGAACUAUUGAAGCAUUUGACCCCAAGACUUCCACUCCUGGCACAGGAUCAACGAAAAGCAUGUACAUCAGUGGUGACCCCCACCCUCCCCCCAGUGUCACUCCCAGUGACACAUCCACACAGGCUGAGAUAUUACACAAAUACAUGUGGCAGCUGAAGACCAAGUUAAAGAUAGAUGAACUUGUACAGUUUUCUGACAUGUGGAAGAACUGGAACUUUGCGAAGUCAAAAUUACUGGAGUUUUGUGAAAGCCUGUACACCUUGUUUGGGCUAGAGAGAACUUAUCUGUUGUCUGGUCUUUUACCAUUCAUACCUGCCAAGGAUGUGGACAUAUUCAACGAUUUUCUCCAGAAACAUGAGAUCAGUCUUCCUAGACAUGGACAUGGAACUCUCAGCAGUCUAAAUGGAUAUCCUGCUUUCUAUACGAGUUCAAUAAGUGAUAUGUCCAUCAACAGCAACACGACAAUGAAUGACGCUGACCUUGAUUCCAGUGACCGUGACUAUAACGAGCUGGACAACAUGGGCAAAAAGUUUGAGAGUAUUGAGCUCAGUGUGGGUGACACAGCCCAGACCUACUUUCCACAGGCUGGAAGCAGGAAUGGCAAGGUUUGAGGCAGCCUUGAGGGUUAAGGCUGUGGUAUACCAGUUUGAGGCAGCCUUGAGGGGUGACUGUGGUAUACCAAGGUGCCUUAUAUUGCGGCUCUAUGCAGUGUGGAAUGGAGGAUAUUGUUUGAAUAUAUCAUUAUAUGUGAUGCCCUGGACGGUAAGGAAGAUGUCCUGAACAGAACAGGAUAGUCACAGAGGAAAAAAAGAAGAAAAAACACAUGUUUUUUUUAGAAGACUUCAUAAAAGAAUUUUAACAAUUGAAAGAAUAAAAGAAGAAAAAAAAUAUGACUCUCUUAAUCCAGUUAUAGAGGAAAGAGUAUUUGCAUAAAUACAUAAAAGACCUAUUGUACAAAGUAAAAUGCAGUAAGUGGCAAAACUCGAUGAAUUAUGUAAAACUAUAUGGAUUACCAUUCUAGUCCAGUACCGUAAUUACUCUAAGUUUUCGGACACUUAAAAUUAAUUUAAAAAAUGUUGUGUCUGAAAAUUAAGAUACGAAAAAUAUUCAAAAAUUACGAGUGUCCGAAAAUUUAGAGACAUAGAUGUUACGGUUGUUUGUCAAUUUACUGAAAAUGGUAAUCUACCCAAUAACGCAAUUGUAAUGGUUCAUUGCCCUCAGGGCAUUCUAUGCCAGGAGUCAUUAAUUAUGGACAAAAAUCAGUAUGUCCGAAAAUAUAGUCAUGAAAAAUAAUUAUUUUGGCUAAAAAAGAGGGUGUCCGAAAACUUAGUGUCCGAAAACUUAGAGUAAUUACGGUAUAUAAAUUUGAAGCACAUGUUUCAGAUGUGGCAUAGCAUGCAUAGUUUACUUCUUUACAUUAAAUGUUAGAAAUUGCAGAAAUGUUUGCAACAUAGGUCAAAUGUUUGCUUUGGAAACUAAAUUUGGAAAUUCAAACAAUCAAUAAUGUACACAUGACAUGACAACAUUUCUUAUCAUGUAUUUUGUCAACACUUACAAAUAUGUGGCCCAUCAGUCCAUCAUAUUUAAUGCAAACAGAUAAGAGCCAAUCGAAAAAAUGAACGUACGAAGACAAUAUCAUUUAAGUAAAUAGAUCUUUAUUUUAAGACAUACAUGUAUGUUGGUUUUAGUGUAUAACUGUAUCUUAUUUCAUAAUUUGUUAUUAAAAAAUGAUUGUAAUAUAUUUAUAUUUAUUAUGCCCCCCUUCGAAGAAGAGGGGGUAUAUUGCUUUGCUCAUGUCGGUCUGUCGGACUGUCUGUCGGUCGGUCUGUCCGUCCACCAGGUGGUUGUCAGACGAUAACUCAAGAACGCUUGGGCCUAGGAUCAUGAAACUUCAUAGGUACAUUGAUCAUGACUCGCAGAUGACCCCUAUUGAUUUUGAGGUCACUAGGUCAAAGGUCAAGGUCACGGUGACCUGAAAUAGUAAAAUGGUUUUUGAAUGAUAACUCAAGAACGCAUACGCCUAGGAUCAUGAAACUUCAUGGGUAGAUUGAUCAUGACUUGCCGAUGACCCCUAUUGAUUUUGAGGUCACUAGGUCAAAGGUCAAGGUCACGGUGACCCGAAAUAGUAAAAUGGUUUCCGGAUGAUAACUCAAGAAGCAUACACCUAGGAUCAUGAAACUUCAUGGGUAGAUUGAUCAUGACUUGAAGAUGACCCCUAUUGAUUUUGAGGUCACUAGGACAAAGGUCAAGGUCACAGUGACCCGAAAUAGUAAAAUGGUUUUCGGAUGAUAACUCGAGAACGCAUACGCCUAGGAUCAUGAAACUUCAUAGAUAGAUUGAUCAUGACUUGCAGAUGACCCCUAUUGAUUUUGAGGUCACAAGGUCAAAGGUCAAGGUCACGGUGACCCGAAAUAGUAAAAUGAUUUUCGGAUGAUAACUCAAGAACGCUUUUGCCUAGGAUCAUGACACUUCAUAGGUACAUUGAUCGUGACCCGCAGAUGACCCCUAUUGAUUUUCAGGUCACUAGGUCAAAGGUCAAGGUCACAGUGACAAAAAUCGUAUUCACACAAUGGCUGCCACUACAACGGACAGCCCAUAUGGGGGGCAUGCAUGUUUUACAAACAGCCCUUGUUUAUAAUUAUGUAUAAAAGUACGAUGGGUAUAAUGUGUUAUAAUCUGUGCAUUUUUGUAGCUAUAUUAGAGUUUUAUUGUUUUUUUUACUGCAUUUGUUGGUAAACACAUGUUUGUGAAUAUUUUGCAUAUGUUAACAUUUGUUAAGAUAUGUUAGUAAGACUGUUAGACAGAUGUUAUUGUUGGAAAAAUAUUUUUGUUAUAUUUUCAACAAAUAUUUAAAAAAAUUACGUUUUAAUUGUGUUUUGUAUUUUUGUCACAAAUAAAGUUAUGUAUUUCACUUAAAGGCAUUUUAUAAAAGUAAUUAUGUUGGCACUAAAUGAUCAACAACAAUUAAUCGUGUUGCAGCCAAUUAUACCAUUCAGUUUAGACAAGUUUCAUACCACUUUUAGACACGGCCUAAUCAACAUCAUCCAUUGUGCUUUCAUAAAAAUCACUGAAACUGGUUUAAAUCCUAUCAUUUGAUACAGUGCAUGUGUGUAUUAUGAUUGGUUGUCACAUUUUAUGUUGUUAUUUUAUCUUUUGUCUAAAUGUUUCUCACCUGUGCAUGAAGUGUUCAUUGUGAGCUUAUUUGGUCACCCUUAGUGAAAGGUCCAUGGUUGUGCACGAGUGCGUCGUCAGUGGUGUGUUUUCAACUGUUUGGUCCUUACGUAAAUAGAGCUUCUUUUUUAUUGAAUCAUAACGAAACUUGCUCAGAAUGUUUAUCUUGAAAAUGUCAAGGCUGGGGUCGAAUCCAGGUUACAUGCAUGCAACCAAAAACUAGGUCACAAGAUCAAUUGCUUCACAAUAUCUAGUUGGAAUUUGAAACUGGGUCAGAUGCUUCAAAAACAAGGUCACUAGGUUAAUACUUAGAAAAAAACUUACCGCUUUAGAGGCCACAUAAAUGACUGGUGAUCAAAAUGGUUAUCUUUAAAACAUCUUGGUUGAGUUCCAAUCAGGGUCAACUAUUCUUAGGACUUGGUCGAGAGAUCUUAUCUUAGAAAAACCAUGUUAUCACUUUUCAUGUCAUAUUUAUGACUAAAUCUUUAUGAAACUUGGUAUCUUGUUAAUGUGCAUCAAGGAACUAUGUUGUUAGGUCCAAGCUUAGAAAAUCUUAGAUCUUACUGCUCUAGAAGACACAUUUGUGACUCAAUCUCUAUCAUAUCUAAACUGGGCUUGAUUGUGGUUAACGUGUAUAAAAACUAGGUCACCAGGUCAAAUUUUACAAAAACUUGUCACCAACCUAGCAACCAUACGUAGGACUCAAACUUAGACGAAAUGUGGUCUGAAAGUUUAUCUUGGCUAUAUCUAGGUUGAUUAUGAAUCUGGGUCAUUUGCAUCCAAGAAAUGGAUCAACUGAUGAAAUUUACAAAAGUCCUAGCUACUUCUUUAGCUUUAACAAAUAUGCUACCACUCUAUAGCCCACAUUUUUUACUCAAUCUUGAUGAGACUUUGUCAGAAUUUUUAUCUUUAUAAUGCCUUGUCCAUUGUCCAAGUUUGCCAAUGGAUUAUGUGCUUUUUCAAAUUAAGUCAACAGGUCGAAUCUUUAAAAAAAACUUGUCACCACUCUAGAUGCAACAUUUAUUACUCAAUAUUGAUGCAACUUUGUAAGAAUAUUUAUUUUUCUGAACAAUUUCUUGUCUAAGUUUGAAUCUGGGUCAAGUGCUUCCAAAAAGAAAAUAACCUGGUCAAAUAUUGAAAAUAACCUGGUCAAAUAUUGAAAAUAACCUGGUCAAAUAUUGAAAAUAACCUGGUCAAAUAUUGAAAAAAACAUGUUACCACUGACAAGGUCACAUUUAUGAUUAAAAAAUGAUGAAAAUGAGUGAAAAUGCUUAUAUUCUUUUAUUAAAAGUUUUUUCAAAUUGACACACUUUAAGUUAUGUAAAUCAUGUGAUAGUUAUUAAUUGUGCAAAACAUAAUUUAAGACAAUAAAGUAGCAGUUAUCAAUCGAAAGGCAACUGUUAUUUAUCAGUAAAAAUUUAGAUGUAACAGGCUGUAGAAAUAUUUUAAACACAAUUAUUCAAAGGUCAUAAUAAAUUAAAAUACAACUAUAUUUAUUUUAUUAUCAUUUAUUCAUGAAAUCUCCACUGUUUGUAAAAAGCUGGAGAAAUAGUUCAUAAAAAUGAAUUUUCCAUGUCAGCAGUUUUGUGCUGUGUUUCAUUUCAUAUCAUCGAAACUCUGCUGCAACUGACGGAAUGGUGAAACAUGUAAUACAAAUGACAUGUUUUUAUGUGAGCAGUUAUUUGUGUUGUCAUAAAUAGAAAAAAUAUUAUAAGAUUAGAUUAUACAUGUGCAUUGUCUGUGAUGCAGAAUGCAAAGAAGAGCCCAUUUAUCUUUGAGGUUUAUUAUGAACCCACAAUUAAUAAGUAUUGUUUCAAUGUUGUAUUAUUACUCUUUGUCCGCAAGGACAUUACAUUUGAUUUUGAAGAAAUCAUCAAUUUGUUUGCUAUAAAAUACUCCAGUGGAGUGUUUCCAAAUAGUCACUUUCCCAUGAUUUAUUAUAGCAUUGAGUGAAUAUGUCACAGCAUGCAGUGUUAUAUUCUUGUAUCAUGUAUCUGACAAAAUCAGUAUAAAUGUUGUAUUAAGUUGGUCGUUGCAUAUUGGAUAGGUUGUCCGCCUAGCGACCAGGUUUGUGAAGUGUUCGAUUCCAACUGAACACACCGGUUCAAGUAUUCACGUCAUUAUAUGUAAACAUGGCUAAACCGGGUAAGUCAUAGUGAAAAUAUGAUAAUGAAAGACCUGGAUUUGCGGCAUUUAAAUCAUCACAAUAACCGUUUUGUUUUGCAUUUUAGCAGACAGUAAUUACAUAAAUGUUAUUUUCAAUGUUAAGUUUUACGAAAAGCCGACGUUAUUAUAAUUUUGUUCGCUACUAAAGUUAUGACAUAUAUCUCAACAUUACUCAACUGCGGCACAAAAUACCAAAUCGUAUUGCGGGUACCAUAAUAAUAAUUACGGGUUUUCCAUCGAUGGCACUUGAUUAUCGUGUUGCACGCUUACUAGAAUUUGCCCCAUAUUGUAAGUACCAUCAAAGAAUUAUUUGAUUGCUAAACGCUGGGUUCAUAUGGUGUUGGCAUUUACAGUUGAGAAUAUUUUUUUCGCAGACGCUCAUUGACAUGCGGUGAGCCUAUGGCGGGAAGCGCAAUUGAAAUACCUUGAUUUCUUAUAUGUCGAUAUAUAUUUUAAAUGCCAGUCAAAAGCCUUGAUUCCAUGCUUCAAGUAGACAACGGAAGUCGUAAGUAUGUUAAAAUGACCAAAUGUAACUGUUUAACAAUUUGAAUUGAGAUGCUGAUGUUGGAUUAUUUUUCCUUUCAGAUGAUGUAUAUUUGUGUGAUUCUAGGUUGUAAUAAAUAAUUCUGAAACAUUUAUGCAGUAUACUGUUACAUUAUUGUAAACGUUAUUAUAUAAUGUUGGUUAUCUGGUUUAUCAAGUGGAAAACAAUCUUAUUUAUAUAAAAAUAAAGCUUAUUAAGACUUA
Dreissena polymorpha is the source of this 6720-nucleotide messenger RNA. Its product is annotated as cerebral cavernous malformations protein 2 homolog. The transcript has 12 exons. The record is from RefSeq and is a predicted model, not a curated record. The coding region runs from base 81 to 1247 and encodes 388 amino acids. NCBI's taxonomy places the organism in Eukaryota, Metazoa, Mollusca, Bivalvia, Myida, Dreissenidae.